Rhipicephalus sanguineus (brown dog tick) is the source of this 1375-nucleotide messenger RNA. Its product is annotated as innexin inx2. Bases 140 to 1225 code for a protein of 361 amino acids. Gene Ontology annotation, molecular function: gap junction channel activity. Gene Ontology annotation, cellular component: plasma membrane; gap junction. Gene Ontology annotation, biological process: phototransduction. The transcript has a single exon. The record is from RefSeq and is a predicted model, not a curated record. NCBI's taxonomy places the organism in Eukaryota, Metazoa, Arthropoda, Arachnida, Ixodida, Ixodidae.
ACGUUUCGGCGGCCAGCGCACUCCGUUUGAACUCUCUGUUGAUCACGUGAUAGCACGACGAGACAGGUAUGCCCGGCCGAUCGUGAGCAGCCUUUCAGGGCCGCCGGCGUUCAGCGGCACAACCAGAGAAGCCGCAGUCAUGGAUCAGAUAUUCGGAGGGCUCAAGAGCUUCGUGAAGAUCGACACGAUCGUCACCGACAACCACGCGUUCCGGCUGCACUACAAGGUGACGUGCGCACUGCUCAUCGGCUUCAGCAUCCUAGUCACCAGUCGACAGUACAUCGGCGAUCCUAUCGACUGCAUCACGAAGGACAGUGUGCCCACGCGAGUACUGGACACUUUCUGCUGGAUUCAUUCGACGUUCAGCGUCAAGGACUCCUGGGACAAGAAAGUGGGCACUCAGAUUCCGUACCCCGGCGUCGAUAAGUAUUCGCCGGGCGAGAAGCGAGUGUACCAUGCGUACUACCAGUGGGUCUGCUUCGUACUCUUCCUUCAGGCCGUGCUCUUUUACGUACCCCGCUACCUGUGGCUCGCGUGCGAGGGCAAGAAGAUCAACACGCUCGUGCUCGACCUCGGAUCGCCCAUCCUGAGCGACGACAAGCGAAAGCACAACCGUAAGCUCCUCCUCGAGUACUUCGCCAACAAUGUCGGUCAGCACCAAAUGUACGCCGGCUACUACUUCUUCUGCGAGCUCCUCAACUUCGUCAACGUCGUCGGACAAAUCUACCUCAUGGACCACUUUCUCGGCGGCGAAUUCACCAAGUACGGGCUGAAGGUGAUCCAGUUCAGCGAGUGGGACUGGGCCGUCCGCUUCGACCCCAUGGUCAAGGUCUUUCCGAGGCUGACGAAGUGCACUUUCCACAUGUACGGCUCGUCCGGAGACGUGCAGAAGCACGAUGCAAUGUGCGUCCUCCCGAUCAACAUCAUCAACGAGAAGAUCUACGUGUUCCUCUGGUUCUGGUUUGUCAUCCUAGCCGUUGUUUCCGCCCUCGUGCUGGUGUACCGCGUUCUGCUGUUCAUCUCGCCUCUUGCCAGGUUUCAUUCCAUCAAGUCAAAGGCACGCCUCACCAACGGUACCCAACUGGAGCGUGUGCUCGAACGGAGCCAAAUGGGAGAGUGGUUUCUGCUCGAUCUACUCGCCAAGAACUUGGACCCCGUCCACUACAGGGAUCUCAUCACGGACCUCGACAAACACCUGGGAAGCAAGGUUCCCGAGCCCGUCUGAUAAUAUGCAUAGUAUGUUAUUUUGUUUCUGUGACCUCUGAGAUACAUCAGCGGAACUGCAUCAAGUAAGAGUUAGAUGGACAUCUUUCUCUCAAGCCACGACACUUCGCGAGUGAGACUCGCGAACUAAGCAAUAAAGGAUGAGCGCACA